AGGGCGCCUACGGAAGAAGUUGCCGAAACUGAGGUCAUUUCAGAGGCUGUAGCGCUGACGUUCACCACCUUUUCAGAAUUAGAUCUUAUUCCAGAGUUAUUGGAGUCACUUCAGCAGAUGAAAUUCACCAAACCCACUCCGAUCCAGGUGGAGUCCAUUCCUCACGCACUUGCAGGAAAGGAUAUCAUCGGGCUUGCGCAGACGGGGUCGGGUAAAACUGCAGCCUUCGCGAUUCCGAUCUUGCAGAGCUUGUGGGAGGCACAAACGCCAUACUACGCGUGUGUACUUGCGCCAACCAGAGAGUUGGCGUACCAGAUCAGAGAGACCUUCGAUGCUCUCGGCAGCAACAUGGGCUUGAGAUGCGCCACAAUUGUGGGAGGAAUGGACAUGAUGGACCAAAGCAGAGACUUGAUGAGAAAGCCCCACGUGAUUGUGGCCACCCCGGGCAGACUCAUGGACCAUUUGGAGCACACCAAGGGGUUCUCUCUUAGAGCGUUGAAGUACUUGGUGAUGGACGAAGCCGACAGGCUUUUGGACUUGGACUUCGGUCCAGCGUUGGAUAAGAUAUUGAAGAUCAUCCCUAAGGAGAGAAUCACGUACCUUUUUUCCGCCACCAUGACGUCCAAGAUUGAAAAGUUGCAGCGUGCCUCGCUCUCGGAUCCUGUCAGAUGCGCCGUAUCCGACAAGUACUCCACCGUUGACACCUUGAUCCAGUCUUUGAUGGUUGUAGGUGACGGCUACAAGAAUACGUAUCUCAUUUACUUGUUAGAGAAGCAUGCAGGCAAGUCGAUCAUCAUCUUCACUCGUACCUGUGCCCACGCGCAGAGAACGUCGCUUUUGGCCAGAAAUCUUGGUUUCUCUGCGAUUCCGUUGCACGGACAGUUGUCCCAGUCGCAGAGAUUGGGCUCGCUCAAUAAGUUCAAGGCCGGUGCGGCCCAGAUUCUCGUCGCCACCGAUGUAGCGGCCAGAGGCUUGGAUAUUCCGUCCGUCGAUGUGGUCAUCAACUACGAUAUCCCAACCGAUUCGAAGGCCUAUAUCCACAGAGUUGGCAGAACCGCCCGUGCGGGCCGUUCCGGGCUCUCCGUGUCGUUGGUUACGCAGUACGAUUUGGAGUUGUUGUUGAGAAUCGAGGAUGUUAUUGGUAAGAAGUUACCAAAGGAGGUCCCUGAAAGAGCCAGAAUUUUGAGUUUGCACAACUCUGUUGAUAAGGCACUUUCUCAGGCAAUUAGGGACUUGAAGGAUUUCCAAGAAAAGAGAAGUACCAGAACUGGUGGAAUUGGUAGAAAGAGAGGAGACCAGGACAAGGAGGAGCGCUAGGGCUAGUGUAACGAAGUAGAACGGUUCAAAUGGCCUAGGGCAGAAUUUUAACAAGUGCAUGAACUUCCUCUGACUCUGUUAUAUGUAUAGUAAUUUAUGUAAAAUAUGUG
Molecule: messenger RNA, 1427 nt
Organism: Babjeviella inositovora NRRL Y-12698
Lineage: Eukaryota; Fungi; Ascomycota; Pichiomycetes; Serinales
Product: RNA-dependent ATPase
Exons: 1
Coding region: 118-1317 (399 amino acids)
Molecular function (GO): nucleic acid binding; ATP binding
Source: RefSeq, a predicted model, not a curated record